AUGAAAGAUGUCAUCCGUUACUGUCAAUCACAGAUAAUCAUAAAUUCAGAAACUCGAGAAAUGGAUAAAUUCGAGCUUCGAUUCGCUUCCUAUUUCAAUGCUCACAUCUACUUGGCUCACUGGCUCAGUAAUAUAAAGUCGAUUUGUGAAUUGAAGAAGAUUCUGAAGGCUCUAGAUCUCCAGAGGAUGACAUCUGAAUCUAUGAAACAAUGCGUCAAGUUUUUCUUGAAGAAUUAG
Molecule: messenger RNA, 237 nt
Organism: Caenorhabditis remanei
Lineage: Eukaryota; Metazoa; Nematoda; Chromadorea; Rhabditida; Rhabditidae
Exons: 1
Coding region: 1-237 (78 amino acids)
Source: RefSeq, a predicted model, not a curated record